AUGGCCCAAGCCGUUGCCGCCGCCUUUUAUCGGCCUGCCGAAUGGCAGCGCCAGUCGCACGUUAUCAUGGCCUGGCCUUCUGCGCAGAACGAUGCUUAUGCCGAUGAUCCAGAAGAUCUCAAAGGAGCAACCCGAGACAUCUCAACCAUUGCUGAAGCCGUGGCUCUAUUUGAGCCUGUGACGCUUCUGGUUACAACGCCCCGACUGCGCGAUGCCGAAAAGCGUUUCAAGAAGAACAAAGAUAUCAGUAUCUUGCCUGUUGAAGGCUACGACAAGUUGGACUUGUGGAUGCGGGACAUGGCUCCUACCUUCGUCGUGAACGAUGACAUCAACAAGUCCGUCGUUCAUGGAGUCGAUUACAACUUCAACGGUUGGGGUAACAAGUAUCCUGUCGAUUCGUGCAAGUCGCUCGCCACCAUGAUCCUUGUUGAAGAGAAGAAGCCGCGAGUGGGCACCUGGCUUGUCACGGAAGGGGGGUCCCUUGAGGUCGAUGGUGACGGCACUUUGCUGGUCACUGAGGCCUCCAUCCUCAACCCAAACCGGAACCCCAACAGAAGCCGCCAAGAGGUCGAGGCAGAGCUGCGCCGCACACUUGCCGUGGAAAAGAUCAUCUGGGUUCCUGGCCGACCAGGCCUCGAGGUCACCGACUCCCACAUCGACGGACUUGUGCGAUUCAUCUCACCCGGCAAAGUGCUCUUGAGCAAGCCAAGCGAGCUCGGCGACGAUGUCUGGACGCGCAUCUACAGGGAAGCCCGUGACAUCCUCUCCAACACCACCGAUGCACGUGGUCGAAAGAUCGAGAUUGUCGAGAUAGCGGAGGCGGAUAUCUAUUCUCUCGGAUUGGACAAGAAGACGAUUCGGGACAUUGAAAAUGGGGUGGAGGAUCCGCCUGCGCUAAACUACGUCAACUACCUUCUUGUCAACGACGGAGUCAUCUUCCCGCAGUUUGGCGAUAAAGCCGCUGAUGCAGCAGCACUCAAGAAGAUCCGAGGCCUGUACAACAAGCGGGAGGUUGAGCCAGUGAGAGUUGACUACCUGGCGUUUCUUGGUGGUGGCAUUCAUUGCUCGACCCAGGAAGUUCCCAUGCCUUAA
Purpureocillium lilacinum is the source of this 1092-nucleotide messenger RNA. RefSeq lists its product as uncharacterized. Gene Ontology annotation, biological process: putrescine biosynthetic process. The record is from RefSeq and is a predicted model, not a curated record. Lineage: Eukaryota; Fungi; Ascomycota; Sordariomycetes; Hypocreales; Ophiocordycipitaceae. Gene Ontology annotation, molecular function: protein-arginine deiminase activity; agmatine deiminase activity.